AUGGGCAAAAAAUUUAAUCAUUCAGAAAUAUUUCCUAAUAACCCAAUGCUCAUGUGUAUAUGCGGUAGUUCCGGUUCUGGGAAAACUCAUCUCACUUUUAACAUGUUGACAACACCAAACCUUUUAGAUUUCGAUUCUCUGUAUAUCUACACAACAACACCAGAGCAAUCGUAUUAUCAAUUCCUCAAAGCUUUGGAAUAUUUACCAAAGAAAGAUGUUCAAGACAUAUUUCAAUAUUACGAAGAAAACGAAGAAGAGGUGGAAAUAAAAGAUAUCAUAGAAAACUUCAUUAAAUCAAAGAAUCCAUCUUUAAAUCCAACGGAUAUAAAAGUUUUUCUUACGAAAAAUGUUAAUGAUCUAGACUUGUCUAAUAUUGAUAGCAAUCGAAAGAACUUAAUAUUGUUUGACGACUGCGUAGCGCAAAGAAAUCAAACUGUUCAACAAGAAUUCUUCACCAAAGGAAGACAUCACAACUGUCACUGCAUAUACCAAUCCCAAUCUUUUUACGAGAUGGAUUCUAUGUUCAUUAGAAAAAAUGCAAAUUGUUUUUUAUUAUUUGAAUUAAACGAUAAAGAUUUAUCUCAAAUCAUUCAGUCUAUAAAUCACGGAAUGGAUAGAGAUACAUUUAAAAAGGUUUGUAAAGCUCAAUGGAGAAACCCAGAUGAUCAUGGAUAUGUAUUUGUAAAUACUAGAAAACCUGCGGGAGAAAGAGUUAUGAUCGAUAUAUGUUAA
This is a messenger RNA of Lottia gigantea (owl limpet), 732 nucleotides long. RefSeq lists its product as hypothetical. The coding region runs from base 1 to 732 and encodes 243 amino acids. The transcript has a single exon. The record is from RefSeq and is a predicted model, not a curated record. NCBI's taxonomy places the organism in Eukaryota, Metazoa, Mollusca, Gastropoda, Lottiidae.